CAAGGUCUCAUUGCCCCCUCCCCUCCGCGCCAAGAUGGCGGAGUUCGACUUGACCACGAACAUCGGGCGCUGCCUGGACAGGCAUCUCGUCUUCCCGCUGCUCGAAUUUCUGUCCGUCAAAGAGAUUUAUGAUGAGAAGGAGCUGCUGCAAGGGAAGCUGGAUCUGCUCAGCAACACGAACAUGGUGGAUUUUGCCAUGGACGUAAAUAAGAACCUGUACCCCAACCAAGACAUCCCACAGACUCUCAAGGAGAAGCGAGCACAGGUUGUAUCUCAACUGAAGCAGCUUCAAGCGGAGACGGAGCCCAUAGUGAAGAUGUUCGAAGACGCGGAAGUCCAGAGGCAGAUCCAGAACGCACGGGAUGGACGGCAGCUCUUCGAUUACCUGGCUGAGAACCACGGGUUCCGCGCAGAGUACCUGGACACGCUCUACAAGUACGCCAAGUUCCAGUACGAAUGCGGGAACUACUCGGGAGCAGCGGAGUACCUCUACUUCCACCGUGUGCUGGUCCCUGCCAACGACCGCAAUGCUCUGAACUCGCUGUGGGGAAAGCUGGCGUCCGAGAUCCUGAUGCAGAACUGGGAGGCGGCAAUGGAGGACCUGUCCCGGCUCAAGGACACCAUCGACAACAACUCGGUCAGCUCUCCGCUGCAGGCGCUGCAGCAGCGCACGUGGCUCAUCCACUGGUCCCUCUUCGUGUUCUUCAACCACACAAAGGGGCGUGACAACAUCAUCGACCUCUUCCUCUACCAGCCACAGUACCUGAACACGAUUCAGACCAUGUGCCCGCACAUCCUGCGCUACCUGACCACCGCCAUCAUCGCCAACAAGGAUGCACGCAAGAGGCGACAGGUGCUCAAGGACCUGGUGAAGGUCAUCCAGCAGGAGUCGUACACAUACCGCGACCCCAUCACGGAGUUCGUGGAGUGUCUCUAUGUCAACUUCGACUUUGACGGCGCUCAGAAGAAGCUGCGGGAGUGCGAGACGGUGUUGAUCAACGACUUCUUCCUUGUCGCUUGCCUGGACGACUUCAUCGAGAACGCCCGCCUCUUCAUUUUCGAAACCUUCUGCCGGAUCCACCAGUGCAUCAGCAUCAGCAUGCUCGCGGACAAGCUGAACAUGUCCCCGGAGGAGGCGGAGCGUUGGAUCGUGAAUCUGAUCCGGAACGCCCGGCUCGAUGCCAAGAUCGACUCGAAGCUGGGCCACGUGGUGAUGGGCAACAACGCAGUGUCGCCGUACCAGCAGGUCAUCGAGAAAACGAAGAACCUCUCCUUCCGCAGCCAAAUGAUGGCCGUCAACAUCGAGAAGAAAAUGUCUCAGAACAACCGCGUGGAGGCGCCACACUGGGCUGCUGCGGAGGUGUUCUACUGAGGGGGAGCGCUCGUGAAACCUUACCGGCCUCUCGCCCAUCACCGUGUUUUCUGAAUGAAUCUCUCGUGGUAUGAGAAUCGGGCUCGUGCACAUUUUUACGGCAGUUUAUUUUUGCCAAAUGACUCGACGAAACGAGAAAUAAAGAUGGAAAACCCAGACCAAA
Messenger RNA from Lethenteron reissneri (Far Eastern brook lamprey), 1535 nucleotides. It is a transcript of the gene EIF3E, whose product is annotated as eukaryotic translation initiation factor 3 subunit E. Gene Ontology annotation, molecular function: translation initiation factor activity. Gene Ontology annotation, cellular component: cytoplasm; eukaryotic translation initiation factor 3 complex. NCBI's taxonomy places the organism in Eukaryota, Metazoa, Chordata, Hyperoartia, Petromyzontiformes, Petromyzontidae. The record is from RefSeq and is a predicted model, not a curated record.